AUGAGUGACCCAGAAGGAAUUAAAUCAUUCCUAUACAAUUUCUUGCAAACCAAGAAACGUGUCGCACCUGAAUACACUUUUGUCGAAAAGCCUGUUGGUCGUGGAAAAGUCAGGUUCCUCUGUGAAGUCCGUGCUGAUGGUUUUAAUUAUGUUGGGAUCGGGAAUUCCACAACGAAAAAGGAUGCUCAAACCAAUGCAGCCAGGGACUAUGUAAACUAUCUUGUGCGUGAAGGUGAGAUUCCUGCCUCUUCUGUCCCCGCAAUGAAGCCUGUAAAUGUUUUAUCCGAUGAGUCAUCAACUACCUUAUCUGUACCCGGAAACGAUGAACAGAAAAGUGCAAUCCAACAACAGCCAUAUUCAUUUGGUCCUGGAGGCAAUUAUAUUAGUAGUAUAUAUGACCAAAAGAAAUUAGAAGAGGCAGAGGAGGUAGAUUUAACUUCCGAUCUACACGGUGGUUGGUCACUGGAAAAUGCUAAGGCUCGUUUGAAUGAAUACUUGCAGGCAACACGACAACAAGUAGGACAAGUGAAAUAUACAACAGUUGGUCCAGAGCAUGGCAGGAGUUACAUAGCUGAGAUGACCGUCCUCGCGAAGAAUCUCCGCAAGAACUUGUAUGCACGAGAAGCAGGAUCAAAUAAACAACUGGCAUCUCGUGCUUGUUGCUUAUCGUUGGUUCGCCAGCUUUUUCACGCAGGAGAAAUUGAGCCAUACACCGGGGAAAAAAGAAAGAAGAAACACACUGAGGUUGCGGCGUAUAACGUCAUUCUGAAUUCAAAAGUAGAAGAAAAUCUAACUCGUGUAUUGGACAAUUUGGAUCAAACGUACAAUAUGAUUACCAAUUACAACCUGGUGGAUUUUGAUGAUGCUCCAAAACAGAAACCUCAGUUGAUUGCUUGGUGCCCGCCGCUAGCUAACUGGAAUCCAUGGACUGCCUGCAAUAUCGAUGAGGGUCCUGAGGCUACUCAACCAUUAUCCCAUAUUAGCGCUAACUUGGCGAGUGAAUGGUUACGUCGACUGGAUAAUGACCCUCAAUUACGAGCCUUAAUGGAUGAACGUUCCCAGCUACCGGUGAAUCUUUACAAAGUUCCGAUCUUGGAAGCCGUGAAACGUGACAGAGUAACAAUAAUUCGGGGUGAAACUGGCUGCGGAAAAACUACACAAAUCCCUCAGUUCAUUCUGGAUUCAUAUCUAGAAUCAGGAAGAGGUGCAGAAUGUUCCAUUCUUGUAACACAACCUAGACGCAUAUCAGCAAUUAGUUUAGCUGAACGCAUUGCUUACGAAAGAGGAGAAACUGUUGGAACUUCUAUUGGGUACUGUGUUCGCUUUGAGACGGUGUAUCCUCGUCCAUACGGUUCUAUACUGUUUUGUACCGUUGGAACUAUGGCACGCAAAAUGGAAGGAGGUCUACGGGGAGUCUCUCAUGUAAUUGUGGAUGAGAUACAUGAAAGAGAUGUUAAUACUGACUUUAUGCUUAUACUGCUACGUGAGAUGAUUCGAGUGAACAAGAAUCUUCGACUUAUACUAAUGUCUGCCACCAUCGACAUCAGUAUGUUCAGUGACUACUUUGGCGAUUGUACGAUAUUGGAUAUAGAAGGUCGGACGCAUCCUGUUGAAUAUUAUUUCCUGGAAGAUUGCGUAAAAAUGGUCAACUUUGUGCCACCUCCUCCUGACGAGAAAAAACGAAAACGUCGUCAAGAAGUGGAAAGUGUUUCAGAUAACAAUGAAGAUAAUUGUAAUCUGAUGUGUGAUCCUGUCUAUGGAGAUGCCGUAAUUCGUACUAUGAAAGAAAUUACAGAAAAAGAAGUUCCUUUUGAGCUUGUCGGUGCACUACUUGAUAAGAUAAUAAAUAUGAGCAUUCCUGGUGCAGUCCUUGUUUUCCUUCCGGGUUGGAAUAUCAUCAGUCUUUUACGUAAAUACUUACAAUCACAUCCUAGAUAUGGAGGUCCAGAUUAUUAUAUCUUACCGCUUCAUUCUCAAAUCCCGCGCGAAGACCAACGAUUAGUUUUUCGUUCCACACCUCCUGGAGUAAGAAAAAUUGUAUUGGCAACUAAUAUCGCUGAGUCUUCUAUUACUAUCAAUGAUGUUGUCUUUGUAAUUGACUUUUGCUUAUCACGCACAAAACUCUUCACUGCACGCAAUAACCUAACGUCAUAUUCUACUUCGUGGGCAAGCAAAACCAACCUUGAGCAACGUCGUGGUAGAGCCGGUCGAGUGCGUCCAGGGUUUGCUUUUCAUCUGUGCAGCCGAGCACGUUUUGAACGUCUGGAUCAACACGCUACUCCCGAGAUUCUUCGUACUCCAUUGCAUGAAUUGGCGUUACUAAUUAAGCUUUUGCGGCUUGGUUCCGUCAGAGACUUUUUAAUGAAAGCCUUACAACCCCCACCGCUAGACGCAGUAAUUGAAGCUGAGCACACUCUUAAAGAAAUGAAAGCUCUGGAUGCAAAUGAUGAACUAACUCCCUUAGGAUUUAUACUGGCUCGACUUCCCAUUGAACCGCGUCUAGGUAAGAUGCUUAUAUUUGCUUGCGCAUUCAAUUUGGGAGGGGCAGCUGCUGUUCUUACAUCUGUUGCAAGUCUUGGCUGUGAUCCAUUCUUACUACCUCCUGAUCACAGAAGACUUAGUAACCAUCAGCGAUCGUUUGCAGCCGGUUACUCAAGCGACCACUUAGCAGGUUUGAAUGUCUUUCAGGUAUGGGCUUCUGAACGUGCUCGCUUGGGCGAUGAAUCAGCUGAUCUAUUUUGUGAGCAGCAUGGAUUCAAUAGCUCUGCAUUACGAAUCAUUGACGAUGCUGCAAAUCAACUCAGAACCAUUCUUAUUAAUUUGGGCUUCCCUGAAGACUCAUUGUCUGAUGCACCGAUUAAUUUCAAUGUUAAACACAAUAUCGACUGCGAUGUAGUUUCCACACUGCUUGUUUCUGGAUUAUACCCUAAUAUUUGCUAUCAUUCUGAGAAGCGCAGACUUUUAACCAUUGAAGGUACUUUAGCACUUAUACACAAAGGUUCUGUCAAUUGUGUAAAGGAUAUGAAAUUCACCUACCCAUUUUUCGUUUUCGAUGAAAAGAUUCGUACUCAGGCGGUUUCUUGCAAAGGUCUCACAAUGGUGAAUCCAAUUCAGUUGAUGCUUUUUGGUUGCCGUUCAGCUGCUUGGCGAAAUGAUGAUUCUGGAGAGGAAGGAACAAUUAUAAUUGAUGAUUGGAUUCCUUUCCGCAUGAAUUACAUUUCUGCUGCUAGAAUUUUCGCUUUCCGCCCGGCUUUGGAGGCAUUACUUGUUCGAACCUGCUUACGACCGGAAGGUGUCGCUGACCUUCGAGAAGAAGAUCAACGUGUUAUUGAUGUUCUCCGUCAGUUAUGUUCCCCAGAGGCCCUAAAUCCAAACGCUAGUUUUGGCACAAUGAAUGAUACUGACUCUCCACCAAAAAAGAGAUUUGCUUCAGCUAGUAAUUGUCCAUUACUUUCCGGUCGAUCGCGUCGCCAAACAGGAUAUGACAAUUCAUAUUCUGAAAAGCAGAUUUUUGGCUCUUACACUAAUCACCCCAGUCGUUUUGGUUAUCCAGACCAAAUGUAUGACGGUCAAGGUGGUUCUUGGCAAGAUUCUCAGUCACAGUUUUCAAAUCAGCGAUACAACCAAGUGCAACCAAGACGAUUUCCAGGAAACACUGCAGGAUCGAGGUCAUAUGGAACCAAUUACACUGGAAGUAAUAAUAAUAAUAGCUCAUCUUGGAACUCAUACGGUGCUUCAAAUUUCAAUGGUUCCCCAUAUCAGCAGCAAUCGUUUGGUGAUGAUAGAUUUGUUCAACAAAGGCCGUUUAGACCUAGUUGGGAUGUCACUUUGACAAUUAUUGAUAAUUCACUGAAUGAUGACGAAUUAUUACCCCUAUUAUACCUACAUUUGAAGAAUAAAACUAAACUACCUUCCUUAACUGAAUUGAAAUUCACUAAGAAUCCUGAUGAAAGAAGCAUAAAUCAUGGAAAAGGAAAUUCCCUCCAUCAACCAUUAAAUCAUAUUCGUAUUUAUACAGAAGAUGAUAAUGAUAAUAAUGAUGAAAAUUAUAGUAGAACACAGUACAUAAAACUUAUAUGUCAGGUGGAAUCAGUUUAUCAACAUCACAGUAUUCAUCUAAUAUGUCCAUUAAUGGAAAUACGUUGUUUUGAAAAUUGUAAACGAAUUUGUCAGUUAACAGAAUGCAAAAAUAUACCAAGUAUGCAACAGAUAAAUUGUUUUGAAUCAACUAAAAUAAUAGUCAAAUCUAAUCAAACAACUUUAUAUAAUGUUCAACAGUCAAUAUAUUCUAAAACAUUGACAUUUUAUAUUAAUAAAUAUGACAAGAAUAUUACAGGCUCAUGGUAUUGUAUUCAUGCGGGUAAAACAAGUAAACAUCAAGCCAUUAAAGCUAAAUUACACAUGAAAUUAAAAAAUUUUACUCAAUUUACUCAUAGAUCAAUUAACAGGGAUAGAAAUCCACUUAUAUCAUUAUCUCCUGUAUCUAUAUUAAAUCAAAAUCGUGAAUAUGAUUUAAUCAAAAGGAAUGAUGAUUGCAACUUAUCAAGUGAUAUCAUUAGGAGAAGAAAGAGAUCCAAAUUACUCCUUUCUUUCUUUCAAAGCGAAUCAAAAUUCAUAAUCAUGAUUAUUUUGGUUCUUCUUGUAUCUUCGAUUACUGUGAAUUUGUUGUGCUCCAAUAAGUUCCUCCUAACUCUUUGUAGCCCAUGUAAGAAAAUAUUUAUCGAAAGACGUGUACCAUUACUUACUGAUGGAAAUAUUUCUGUUCAACAUACCAUAACUAUACCACAGAAUAUGGUUCCAUCUCUGGAAUUCACUAGUAAAAUAUUCUCAUCUCAUCUGUUGAAUGAAACAUCAUUUCAAGAAGUCGGUAAUCAAGUGAAUGAAAUUAAAAGUAGUCACAAUAUUGUCAAUAUUUGUGAUAAUCAUCCAGUUAACCAAAACAAAAAUAUGUCUCAAAUUCAACUUACAACAGUCAAAGAAGUUUUUUUGCACUACAAGGUGUGUCCGAAAUGCCUUGUCCAGUACUCAUCUGGGUGUGAAACUUGUUCUGCUCAACACAACUUUCAUUGA
Messenger RNA from Heterobilharzia americana, 5070 nucleotides. The record is from the annotation of a GenBank genome assembly. Lineage: Eukaryota; Metazoa; Platyhelminthes; Trematoda; Strigeidida; Schistosomatidae.